AUGCCGCGCAGAAGCAGUCGCCUCGUCGAGACGGCCGCGCCAGCUGAGGAGGGCGGCGACCUGCUCAAGGUCCUCGACGACCUCGAGGCCAAGGAGGCUCUCGACGUGUCCGACGUCGUGGAGCUCUACCGAGCGCUCUCGCUCGAUUCCGCGGUCGACGCUUCCGCCGAAUCCCGCGCCUUCGCCCUGAUUGAUCCGCUGGUUUCUGCGGGCUACGCCGGCGCGGGCGUCGACGCCGGCGCGGGCGUCGACGCCGUCGCGCUCGAGGCCUGCGCGUUGACACUCGCUCGCGGGGCGGCGUGCUGCGGACUCGGGGCGGAGCGCGCGGGCGCGUGCUGCGGCCUCGUGCGGCGCGCGGCGGCGGCGGCCGCGGCGCCGCGCGACGCCGGUGCCGCCCCCCCGGAACCGGGCGCGCUCGUCAAGCUCGAGGAGUGCUUCGGCUGGGCCGGGGCCCUCGCGCGCGCCCGGGCGCUCGAGGACGCGGCCGUCGCGGCGCUCUGCGGCGCCGCGUUCGCCGCGCUCCGCGUCGACGCCGCGACGGACGAGGCCGAGGGCGCGCGGCGCGGCGCCCUCGGCGUCGUCGGCGAGGUCUUCGGCGCCUACGCGGGCCACCGCGGGGCCCUCGUCGAGGACUGGUUCGACCACGCCGCGGCCGCGGGCGACGCGCCGCGGAAGCGCAAGGGCGGAACCGCCGCGUUCCGCCUCGACGGCGGGUCGGCCCCGGGCGGCGCCCGCGUCGCCUGGGCGAGCGCCUGGUGCCUCGUCGCCGUCCAGGGCGCCGUCGGCGCCGACGACGACGCGGGCGGCGACCCGGACGCGCCGCCGUCGGCCGCCGCGGGCGACCGCGUCGCCGCGCGGCUCGCGCGGGGCCUCCUCGAGCGCGCGGGCGCCGCCGGCGAGCAGGGCGGCGACAACGCAAACGAGUGGCGGUCGCGCGCCCUCGCGCUCUGCGACGACGCGGCCGCGGCGCUGCCCUCCGCGGAGUGGCCCGCGGCGGAGACGGUGCUCCGCGCCCUGGCGUCCGCGGCGUCCGCGGAGCUGCGGGCGAAGCGGCCCGAGGGCGCCGUCUGCUUCCUCGUGGAUGUGGUCGCCCGCGUCGCCGCGGCGCUCACGGCGCUCCGGCGCCGCGAGGCCGAGGCGGGCGCGUCCGCGCUCCCCGCGGGCGCGACGUUCGGCGGAGAGGCGGGCGCGUGCGCGCUCGCGGGCGACGCCGCGCCCCUCGAGCAGACCGUGGCGCUCCAGCAGCUCGUGCUCAACGGCCUCGAGGAGCGGAAGAGCGAGCGCUGGGCCGCCGUCGCGCGCAAGUUCGCCGUCGCCAAGUGGUUCGGCGAGCUCCCCGCGGACGCGGAGGCGCUCCGCGCGCACCUCGCGGGCCAGUUCGCGGGGCGGAGCGCGCUCAUGAUGCGCCGCGGCGACUGGGACGUCGUCCUGCCCCGCGACGCCCUCGCCGGCUGCUGCGUGGCCGUCGCGAACCGGUCGCGGCUCGGCGACGCGCGCGUGCAGCUGACGCACCAGGUCGCGGCGCUCCUCGGCCACGACGGCGCCGCCGUGCGCUGCCGCGCGUUGAAGGCGCUGGAUGGCGUGGCGCGGGAGCGGGGCGGCGGCGACGCGCCCCUGCUCCGCGACCCCGUCGUGCGCCGCGCGGUGCUCUCGCGGUUCCUCGACGAGGCCAUCUCCGUCCGCGCGGCCGCCGUGGACCUCGUGGGGAACCACGCCCUCGACGCGCCGGAGACGCUUUUAGCCUACCACGGCGAGCUCCUCGAGCGGCUCCUCGACGCGGGCGUGUCCGUGCGCAAGGCCGUCGUGCGCAUCCUCGAGAAGUCGCUCGCCGUCCGCGGCGAGCAGCUCCGCGAGCUCCACAAGCGGACGCUGCUGGCGCUGCUGGACCGGGCGUCGCGGCCCAAGGAGGAGCAGACCGUCAAGGAUCUGGUGGGGGACGUGAUCCGCGACGCCUGGUUCGCCGAGCGGGGCGCGGACGAGGAGGCGGCGGCGCCGGAGAAGGUGUCGCCGAGCUCCGUGAUCCUUGAGGACGUCGCCCAGAAAGAGCUGCCGCCGCUCGACGCGACGACGCGGCAGAUCGUCGACGUCGCCGCGGCGGCGCGCGGCAACGACGGCCGCGUCGCCGAGGUCCUCGCGGCCGCGCUCGCGUCGAGCCGCGCGGCGGGGUCCGACGCCGCGAACGCGAAGCGCGAGAAGCGGGCCGCCGUCGCCGCGGCGCGCGCGUCCGACCACGCGGCCAAGCUCGUCGAGCGGUUGCUGGCCCUCGACGCGCGGCGCGCCGAACGCCUCGGCGCCUCCGGGUCCCCGGGGAAGCCGCCGCGGCGCGGCGCGGCGCUCGGCGCCGGCGACGCGCGCGACGGCGGCGCCGUCCUCGCGAGCCUCGGCGCGGCCUACGCGACGUGCGCGCGCGCGCGGCCCGAGAGCCGCGCGCAGUUCCUCCGCGGCGCGCUCCGCGCCGUCGACGUCGGCGCGGAGCCUGGCGCGCCCGCGGCGUCGCGGCUCCGCGCCGCGGCGCUGGGCGCGCGGCUCCUCGCGACGCUGCCCUACCGCGUCGCCGACGAGCCCCUCUCCGUCGUCUACGCGCUCUCCAAGCAGGUCGCGCUCGCGGCGCCCGACAGCGAGCGGUUGGCCGCGUGCGCGACGCUCUCGCUCGCCGCGCGCGCGAAGCGCCACCUCAAGCGCUUCUACCGCCUCGGCGACGCCCGCUGCGUCGAGUACGUGCCCGGCGACCGCAAGCUCCACGACAAGGGCCUGCCGCAGCGCGGCGCGGCGCCGGACCUCGACGUCCCGCGCCACUUUCUCUCUGAAGACGCGGACGCCGCCGCGUUCCUCGACGACGCCGCGCGGACGCUCGCGAGCGAGCCGUCCCACGACUUCGAAAACAAGCCGGAGAAGGCGCCGGCGAAGAAGCGCGGCCGGCCGCCCAAGGCGGACGACGCCGCGAUGCCGCCGCCGCCCGCGCGCCGGUCCAAGCGCGCGACGCGGCCGACCGCGCCGCUCCUCGACCACCAGGCGAGCCCGCCGGACGACGACGACGACGACGGCGACUGGCGCGCGGCCAAGCCCAAGAAGAAGCGCAAGGCGUAA
Aureococcus anophagefferens is the source of this 3087-nucleotide messenger RNA. RefSeq lists its product as hypothetical. Gene Ontology annotation, molecular function: chromatin binding. Gene Ontology annotation, cellular component: Scc2-Scc4 cohesin loading complex. Gene Ontology annotation, biological process: replication-born double-strand break repair via sister chromatid exchange; regulation of gene expression; establishment of protein localization to chromatin. Bases 1 to 3087 code for a protein of 1028 amino acids. NCBI's taxonomy places the organism in Eukaryota, Pelagophyceae, Pelagomonadales, Pelagomonadaceae. The transcript has a single exon. The record is from RefSeq and is a predicted model, not a curated record.